This is a messenger RNA of Aspergillus tanneri, 546 nucleotides long. Its product is annotated as peroxiredoxin family protein. The transcript is spliced from 5 exons. Gene Ontology annotation, cellular component: cytoplasm; mitochondrion; peroxisome. Gene Ontology annotation, molecular function: thioredoxin peroxidase activity. The record is from RefSeq and is a predicted model, not a curated record. Gene Ontology annotation, biological process: cell redox homeostasis; hydrogen peroxide catabolic process; cellular response to oxidative stress. The coding region runs from base 1 to 546 and encodes 181 amino acids. NCBI's taxonomy places the organism in Eukaryota, Fungi, Ascomycota, Eurotiomycetes, Eurotiales, Aspergillaceae.
AUGUUCGCCGCUCGUCGUCUUACUAGCGUCCCUCGCACCUUGCCGCGGAGGGCGCUAUUCCACAACACUGCGCCAGCUUUCGUUCAGAAAGGAGAUUCGAUCCCCGAUCUCGAUGUGCUGGUCGAGGACUCUCCUGGGAACAAGGUCAAUCUAGCCAAGGAGCUCAAGGGAAAGGGUGUCAUCGUCGGGGUUCCGGCUGCUUUCAGUCCCGCGUGCUCUGCCAGCCAUGUCCCGGGAUAUAUCAAUCACCCAAAGCUCAAGGGAGCCGGCCAGGUUUUCGUGGUUGCAGUCAAUGACCCAUUUGUAACUAAGGCUUGGGGUGCCUCGUUGGAUCCGUCGGGCAAGAGUGGUAUCCGCUUCCUGGGUGACCCCGCCGGCAAGUUCUCUGAGGCGCUCGAUGUGAUCUUUGAUAGUACUUCGCUCUUCGGAAACAAGCGCAGUAAGCGUUAUGCUCUAGUCGUAGAGAAUGGAAAAGUCAAGGAGGCUUUUGUUGAACCUGACAACACCGGUCUCAAUGUUUCCGCGGCGGAGAAGGUGCUGGGCUAA